Messenger RNA from Oenanthe melanoleuca, 1077 nucleotides. It is a transcript of the gene TNNT3, whose product is annotated as troponin T3, fast skeletal type. Gene Ontology annotation, cellular component: troponin complex. Gene Ontology annotation, molecular function: troponin I binding; tropomyosin binding; troponin C binding. The transcript has 14 exons. NCBI's taxonomy places the organism in Eukaryota, Metazoa, Chordata, Aves, Passeriformes, Muscicapidae. Gene Ontology annotation, biological process: sarcomere organization; muscle contraction; regulation of muscle contraction. The record is from RefSeq and is a predicted model, not a curated record. The coding region runs from base 1 to 738 and encodes 245 amino acids.
AUGGAGGAGUACGAAGAAGAAGAAGAGGCUCAGGAGGAAGUUCAUGAGCCAGCAGAGGAAGCUCAUGAGGAAGAGGAGAAGCCCAGAAUAAAACUAACUGCUCCUAAAAUACCAGAGGGUGAGAAAGUAGAUUUUGAUGACAUCCAAAAGAAAAGGCAGAACAAAGACCUGAUUGAACUGCAGGCCUUGAUUGACAGCCACUUUGAAGCCAGAAGAAAGGAAGAGGAAGAGCUGGUUGCCCUCAAGGAGAGGAUUGAGAAGCGCAGAGCUGAACGAGCAGAGCAGCAGAGAAUCCGGGCUGAGAAGGAGAAGGAGCGCCAGGCGAGGCUUGCGGAGGAAAAGGCACGGAGAGAGGAAGAAGAUGCCAAGAGAAAAGCUGAGGAUGAUCUGAAGAAGAAGAAGGCUCUGUCCUCUAUGGGUGCAACAUACAGCAGCUAUCUGGCUAAGGCUGACCAGAAGAGAGGGAAGAAGCAAACAGCUAGAGAGACGAAGAAGAAGGUCCUGGCAGAGAGGCGCAAGCCCUUGAACAUUGACCACCUCAAUGAAGACAAGCUGAGGGACAAAGCUAAGGAGCUGUGGGACUGGUUAUAUCAGCUGGAGACUGAAAAGUAUGACUUUACAGAGCAGAUCAAGAGGAAAAAAUAUGAGAUUGUCACCCUCAGAAACCGGAUCGAUCAGGCCCAGAAGCACAGCAAGAAGGCAGGAGCCAAGGGCAAGGUUGGUGGGCGCUGGAAGUAAAGAACCAGGCAGGAUGGCCUUUAGUGGUGUGCUGAACCCCUGCAGGUCUCCUCUUCCCUCCUUCACCGAUCACUUGUGUUCUCAUGCCUCAAUGAUAACAAAAAUCACAUCAGCCUGCAUUGGCUCUUGCUGCUGCUUUUAUUCCUGGAGGGGUCUGGUGGCUUCCUCAGGCAAGGGGAAGCAGGUUCCCUGUGGAACAUGGAUGACUCCUUGCUGGCAUCUUCAAUUCCUGCUGAGCAUGUCCCUUAUCCUCAUGAUACCAGCCCUAUGCUGUCCUGUAGAUUGCUGUGUACAAAUCUCUGGAUUUUGUAAAUAAAGCACAACCAGUACCUACUCCAA